AUGCUCGACGCCGACUCCGUUUUUGAGCGUCUCCUAAGGGAGGCGACAAAUUUAGUGCCAAAAAUGAGCACACCAAAAUUGUCGGCUGCUUUAAAGGUAUCCUCCACUUUACAACAACGUAUAACUGAUACGCUCUCUACUCGAUUACGACAGGAGGAAGGUAUUGUUUCGGGUGUCCAAGCGAAAGCUUUUGGUGUGCAAGGUGUCCAGUCCAUAGUGAGAACUCCCAUGCUCUCUGAUGACAUAAUAUCUGAUAACACAUUCCUUGCACCGAAUGAUGCGCAAUUUGCUAAUCGGGCCGUGUCUUCUGCAAAUUACACCGCGAUUCCAUUUUUCCCCCAACUUAACCAGUUCGUUGGUCAACGGACGGCUACUCUGGUGACAAUAACCAACCCCCACAGUGGAGCUACAUCUGGGGCCGUGGUGGGUACUCUAGCACCACCGCCUCCGUCCACCUCCGUCACUUCUGCUUCCACGACACAAUCAGUUAUUGUCCCCCUACAAACUCCUGCCCAGCCACCCGAAAACCCUGUUCUACAGUCACCACCGCCCUCGACAACCGAUGGCUCAUGUGGCCUCACUUCUGCUGCUGGCGGUACCGAUGGCUGUCCCUCCCCCAUGAUCGCCACGGCCGUUUCAGGCAUCGUCACCUCCGUUGCACCCGCCUGUGCUCCUAAUGGACACAUUCUUACUGCUGCAGGCCUCGAGUGUGUUGACUUGAAGCCUGAUCCAACAGCGUGUUUGUCUCGAUUAGCCACUGGCGAGACUUCUCUCUUCACAUCCACCACAGAAUAUGCCGGUACCACAAUCACGACAAAUUCGCCCCUCAACUUCCUCCAAGCCUCGACCCCCGUCGACACCCUCCCCUCCUCUCCCCCCAUCUCCACGGCGCCCUCAACAGACGGUGUCACCAUCGCCGCCUCGCCAACAAGUACUGUCGUGGCACCUACAACGACAACGGUGGUUGUCAUGACGUCGGCCUCAGUGAAUCAGGGCAGUGUAAACUGUGCGGGAAGUGCCCCAGCAAUAAAGGUCGGUGGUUGUGGCGGCAGCAGUGCCGGUGGCCCCUAUCGAUGCAUGCACUGUGGCAAGGAGUUCCGGGUGUUGCGUUACCUUGAGAAGCAUAAAAGGAUUCACACGGGCGAGAAACCUUACCAAUGCUGUUAUUGCGGCAGACAAUUCAAUGAUUGGCCGAAUAUGAAUCGACACAAACGGAUACACACCGGUGAACGUCCCUACCGAUGUUCGGUGUGCACGAAAACCUUCUCCCAACCGGCCGUGUACAACGAGCACAUAAAGCGGCACACGGGCGAGCGACCCUACGUCUGCACGGUGUGCGCGAAGGGCUUCCCACGAGCGGCCCGCCUCGCGGUUCACAUGCGGGUGCACACCGGUGAGAGGCCCUACCGCUGCCACGUCUGCGAUCGACGCUUCAGUCAACCCCACCAUCUGUCUACUCACGUCCGGAUUCACUCAGGCGACAGACCAUUUCGGUUCACGAUACGCGACAACAACGUUGGUAAUUCCUCCAACUUGCGGCGUCAUCGAAAGCAGGCCCAUUCUGCAGAGAACCCCGCCUCGUCCAACGUCCAGCCAAAGGCACUCACGAACGUUGCUGUUAAUAGGGAGUCAGCAGCAACGUCAGAUGUCGCUGCAGCCCAGAGGCGGAUUGUUGCUGCGGACGGAAGCGGCACACAAACGGACAGCACUUGCCCUGCCGGAACGCCUAUUCGAAAGGUGCAAGUGGAAUCAGCUCAGCACCCAGCAGCAAAUGAUUCUCGUCUGUCACGAGAUGGUGACCCGCAGUCAGAGACGUGUUCUCCAGUGGACACAUCAGCGACCGGCAUUGUUGAAGGCGCAGCGUCCUCGUUGGUCGACAGGAAAGGAGUGAGUCUUAGCUCUUCAUCGCCCCUCUCCUCUUCCACGGCUGCCUCAGCAGCGUCUUCAGCCCCUUCGGAGACGCUCAACUCUCAGGCACAGCAUCUGUCUGCUGUUGCUGCUGCAACCAGUUCGGAGAACUUUUGUUCUCAACCCCAACCGCCACCUUCCAUUUUUGAUGCCAAUGGCACAAUUUACAUUAGCACGAUGGAUGGUGCCAAUGCCUCCGGGACCGUCAGCACAGCCCUGGUGCCGGCCACCUCGACAAUCACCUCCACCCUUCCACAGAUCCAAAUUCACCACCAGCAGCCAACGGCCUUUGCCACCGCAACAUUUGCUGACCCUCACCACCUACAGCCACAACCCAUCCAGAUCUGCUACUCCACCGCCGUUCCCGGUGCCGGAGACUCUCCGACAAUUAUUUUGCCCUCCAAAACGCAGAUGUUUGGACCCAUGCUAGUGCCUAUAGGAUCCACAGGCCCUCCCACACCGGCCUUUCCCUAUUCAGCAAACGGCCCGACUGCCUUCCAGGCGCGAACACUCCCACCUCCUGCACCCCAACCGUCCCUGCAGUCAAGCGCAACCCAAUCAGAGGCCACGCCACGUCCCACUGCCGGCGGCAGUGAAGCACCCAUUCCUGCCAAUGUGUAG
This is a messenger RNA of Mesocestoides corti, 2529 nucleotides long. The record is from the annotation of a GenBank genome assembly. Lineage: Eukaryota; Metazoa; Platyhelminthes; Cestoda; Cyclophyllidea; Mesocestoididae.